AUGAAACUUAUAGUUUGCAAUGAAUUUCAAAGUAUAGAUACAACAAAAGUUUUGAACUCAGAUGCUUUGAAGAGUCUUAUAACAGAUAAAGUUGGAGUUGUUGAAAGAAAGUAUAAAGACUCAAGAGUUUGUGAGAAUGUUGCAAACUUCAUUAUGGUUUCAAACAAUGCUGUUCCGAUGAAGUUAGAAAGUUCUGACAGAAGAUAUGUAGUUGUCAGAAAGUCAGAUUCUCAUAUGCAAGAUACAGAAUAUUUUGACGCUUUGUCAGAAUAUUUGACACCUGAGUUUUACAACCAUUUGUUUUCAUACUUUAUGACAUUAGAUAUUUCAAAGUUCAAUCCAAGACAAAUUCCACAUACCGAAGAGAGACAAACAUUGUUAGAAGCAAACAAGAGUGUAUAUGAACUGUUCGUAGAUGAAACUGACUUUGUGUCAUUAGAUGAAAGGUCUUUAUAUGAUGAAUAUAAACAAUAUUGUCAAGAAUAUGGUUAUAUGGCAGCUUCUAAACGUACAUUCUUGGCAAAUGUCAAAAGUCUUUUAGAUGUUCAGAAUGGUGUAUAUACAAAGAAAAUUUUUUCUGAGUAA
Molecule: messenger RNA, 585 nt
Organism: Trichomonas vaginalis G3
Lineage: Eukaryota; Parabasalia; Trichomonadida; Trichomonadidae
Exons: 1
Coding region: 1-585 (194 amino acids)
Source: RefSeq, a predicted model, not a curated record